Messenger RNA from Pygocentrus nattereri (red-bellied piranha), 5734 nucleotides. RefSeq names its product ubiquitin specific peptidase 47 (gene usp47). Bases 221 to 4354 code for a protein of 1377 amino acids. Gene Ontology annotation, cellular component: cytosol; nucleus. Gene Ontology annotation, biological process: protein deubiquitination. The record is from RefSeq and is a predicted model, not a curated record. Lineage: Eukaryota; Metazoa; Chordata; Actinopteri; Characiformes; Serrasalmidae. The transcript has 28 exons. Gene Ontology annotation, molecular function: cysteine-type deubiquitinase activity; cysteine-type endopeptidase activity.
AGACGGCCAUUUUUACCCCCAUUGAUUGCUGUUUGUGGCCGCAGUACAGCAGAAAGAAAGUAUCUGCGAUUACUUUGAUAACAAGUUUUUAGCCGCACGGUUUUGGCUUCGACGUCUACCUGGAGUUUGGCUGAAACGCGAAUAAUGUUCCUCCACACCGCCGCAAAGAGCUGCUGUUGACAUCGGAGCCCGGGUAGAUGUCCGCUUAGCUGUCGCCCAAAUGGAAAUGGUGCCCAGCGAAGAGAACCAGCUUGUACCCAAAGAGAUAGAGAGUGCUGCUGAGGAGCCCAGAGUGCUGUGUAUAGUCCAGGACACCACCAACGCCAAGACGGUCAAUGAGAGAUUGACCCUCAACCUCCCGGCUUCCACUUCCCUCUCCAAGCUCUAUGAAGAUGUCGCUCAGAAGGCUGGCUAUGUGAAUGGCACCUUUGAACUGGCAUGGGGCAACAUAUCGGAUGUGGCUCCUCUGGACCAGGCCAGUGAGAUGUCUCUGGUAGAGUCUGGGUUUGAGCCAGGGAAGCGGAACUUCCUGCAACUCUCAGACAAGGACGGAGAGCAGCCUCAGAUAGCUUCUGAUGAGUCGGGCACAGCAGACAGCAGUGGGCUGGAUGACAGCUCUCAAGACCGCUUCAUUGGGCCCUUGCCCCGGGAUGGCACAGUGGGCUGCAGCAGUGAUUACAGCAGCCCCAGCUACUCCUACUCCUCCAUACUGAACAAGUCAGAGACAGGAUAUGUGGGUUUGGUCAACCAGGCCAUGACCUGUUACCUGAACAGUUUACUUCAGACCCUGUUCAUGACGCCAGAGUUCAGAAAUGCACUCUAUAAUUGGGAGUUUGAGGAGUCAGAGGAAGACCCAGUCACGAGUAUUCCUUACCAGCUGCAGAGGCUCUUUGUGCUGCUGCAGACCAGCAAGAAGCGUGCUAUUGAGACCACGGAUGUGACACGCAGCUUUGGCUGGGACAGCAGUGAAGCAUGGCAGCAGCAUGAUGUCCAGGAACUCUGUCGGGUCAUGUUUGACGCCUUGGAGCAGAAGUGGAAACAGACGGAACAGGCUGACCUUAUAAACCAGCUAUACCAGGGCAAGCUGAAGGACUACGUGCGUUGUCUGGAGUGCGGCUAUGAGAGCUGGAGGAUUGACACUUACCUGGACAUCCCUCUGGUCAUCAGGCCCUUUGGAGCAAGCCAGGCUUUUGGGAGUGUGGAGGAGGCAUUGCAGGCUUUCAUCCAGCCUGAGACGCUGGAUGGACCCAACCAGUACUUCUGUGAGCGCUGCAAGAAGAAAUGUGAUGCCCGCAAGGGCCUGAGAUUCCUGCACUUUCCUUAUCUGCUGACCCUGCAGCUGAAACGUUUUGACUUUGACUACACCACUAUGCACCGCAUCAAGCUAAAUGACCGCAUGACCUUCCCUGAGGAGCUUGACAUGAGCCCCUUCAUUGACCUAGAGGAUGAGAAGUCCCCUCAGACAGAAAGCUGUACUGACAGUGGGGCGGAGAACGAGGGCAGUUGCCACAGCGACCAGAUGAGCAACGACUUCUCCACAGAUGAUGGCGUGGAUGAAGGCAUCUGCCUGGACAGCACAAGCGCCACUGAGAGGGUCCUGAAGCCAAAGACCUCACUGACCUUUGAACUUUUCUCGGUAAUGGUUCAUUCUGGGAGCGCUGCGGGUGGACAUUAUUAUGCCUGCAUCAAGUCCUUCAGCGAUGGCCAGUGGUACAGUUUCAACGACCAGCAUGUCAGCAAGAUCACACAGGAUGACAUCAGAAAGACAUACGGCGGGUCCUCAGGGAGCAGAGGCUAUUACUCCAGUGCCUUUGCCAGCUCCACAAAUGCAUAUAUGCUAAUAUACAGAUUGAAAGAUCCGUCAAGGAAUGCAAAGUACCUCGAUGUAGAAGACUUCCCAGAGCACAUAAAACGCCUCGUUCAGAGAGAGAAAGAGUCCGAGGAGCAGGAGAAGAGGCAGAGAGAGAUUGAGCGCAACACGUGCAAGAUCAAGCUUUUCUGCAUGCAUCCUUUCAAGAUGAUGAUGAUGGAAAACAAGCUGGAGGUUCACAAGGACAAAACACUCAGAGAGGCUACAGAAAUGGCAUACAAGUUGAUGGAUAUUGAAGGAACAGUUCCUCUAAACUGCUGUCGGCUGGUGAAGUAUGAUGAAUUCCAUGAGUAUCUGGAGCGUUCGUACGAGGGGGAGGAGGACAUGCCCAUGGGCCUGCUCCUUGGUGGGGUCAAAUCUUCCUACAUGUUUGACUUGUUGCUGGAGACCCGAAGACCUGACCAAGCCUUCCAGCCCUACAAACCUGGAGAGGUGAUGGUGAAGGUCCAUGUUGUGGAUUUGAAAAGCGAGACCAUUGCAGCUCCUGUCAGUGUCAGGGCGUACCUGAACCAGACUAUUACAGAGUUUAAGCAACUCAUUGCACAGGCCACUGGGCUGUCUGCAGAACCUAUGCGUGUUGUCCUGGAGCGCUGCUAUAAUGACCUUCGGCUUCUCUACGUGCCCAACAAGACACUGAAAGCAGAGGGUUUUUUCAGGAGUAACAAGGUUUUUGUGGAGAGCUCAGACUCACCAGAUCACCAAGUCACUUUCACCGAUUCCCUCUUGUGGAAGCUUCUGGAUCGCCAUGGGAACACGAUCAGACUGUUUGUUUCACUCCCAGAGCAGUCGCCAGGUUCUCUGGCCCAUAGAACUAGUUGCCCUAAAGUGAGCGGUGACUCUGAGGACUCAUUUGAGGGGGCUAAAGGUAGUGGCCAGUCUGUGGAGGCCAUUCUGGAAGAGAGCACAGAGAAGCUCAAAAAUCUGUCGCUUCAGCAACAACAACAACAACAACAACAACAACAACAACAACAACAACAGCAGCAGCAGCAGCAGCAGCAGCAGCAGCAGCAGGCCUCCACCACUAGUGACAGCCAGGAAAGUUCAGACCACAGCGACUUUGAGCACAUCGAAUCCCCGGCAGCUGAGCCUGAUGGUGCUACCCAGCCAGCAGCUCAAGUGACCAGCGGAGGCAGCACUGGAGGAACUGCAUCUGACCCAGAAAAUCAGUUUCCUUCAGAAGAGCGUUCUGACUCGGACGUGAACAAUGACCGCAGCACCAGCUCAGUGGACUCGGACAUCCUGAGCUCCAGCCACAGCAGCGACACUCUGUGCAAUGCUGACAGUGGCCCACUUCCGCUGGCCAAUGGCCUUGACUCGCAUAGCAUCACCAGCAGCCGUCGCUCCAAAGCCCAUGAGGGCAAGAAGGAGACGUGGGAUACAGCGGAGGAGGAUUCAGGUACAGACAGCGAGUAUGAUGAGAAUGGCAAGAGCAAAGGAGAAGCGCAGUACCUGUACUUCAGAGCGGAGCCCUACUCACAAGACGAUGCUAUGGGGGAUAACCAGAAAUGCUUACUUGUCAAUGUUGAUAAGAGGAUCACACUGGCUGCGUUCAAACAGAACCUGGAGCCGUUCGUUGGAGUCACAUCUACCCAGUUCAAGGUUUUCCGGGUCUACGCCAACAACCAGGAGUUUGAGAGUGUGCGACUGAACGAGACACUUUCCUCUUUUUCAGAUGACAACAAGAUCACCAUUCGGUUAGGAAGAGCACUGAAGAAAGGGGAGUACAGGGUGAAAGUGUACCAGCUGCUAGUCAAUGAUCCUGAGCCCUGUAAGUUCCUGUUGGACACUGUGUUUGCUAAGGGCAUGACAGUGAGGCAGUCGAAGGAGGAGUUAUUGCCCCAGCUCAGAGACCAGUGCAAGCUGGACCUCAGCAUAGACAGGUUCCGACUCAGGAAGAAGACCUGGAAAAACCCAGGUACUGUGUUUCUUGACUAUCACGUCUAUGAAGAGGACAUCAAUAUCUCCAGUAACUGGGAGGUCUUCCUUGAAGUUCUUGAAGAACCGGAGAGGAUGAAGUCCAUGUCCCAGCUGGCUGUGCUCACACGGCGCUGGUGUCCAGCCCAAAUGAAGCUGGAGCCUUUUCGCGAGGUGGUUCUGGAGAGCAGCAGUGUAGAGGAGCUUAAGGAAAAGCUCAGUGAAAUGAGUGGAAUUCCUCUUGAAAACUUGGAGUUUGCCAAGGGAAGAGGAACAUUUCCUUGUGACAUAUCUGUGUUGGAGAUUCAUCAGGAUUUGGACUGGAAUCCUAAAGUUUCCACGCUCAAUGUCUGGCCUCUUUACAUCUGCGAUGAUGGUGCAGUGGUCUUCUAUAGGGACAGCACUGAAGAGCCCAUGGAGCUCUCUGAGGAGGAGCGCAAUGAACUGAUGAAGAAAGAGAGCAGCCGACUGCUGAAGACUGGCCACCGCGUCAGCUAUUCACCCCGCAAAGAGAAAGCCCUCAAGAUCUAUCUAGAUGGAGGGCCUACCAAAGACUCGGGCCAGGACUGAAGGUGGCCCAAACCACCCUGAUAAUUUUUUUUUUAAAUAGCUGGCCUGCCCGCUGCAGUGUAGCGCUGCCUCGCCAGGGACCCUCGUUUGGCGUCGAGGCCCACAUCGAAUCCAACGUCACCAGUGCUGUACGGCUGACGCCCUCUUCUCUGAGCUCCACAGGGGCAUCGCGAGGCUCAGAUUACUAUUGUGCACUAUAGUUUAUUGUACUGUAAAGUUUAAAGGGAAGUGCAAAAGCUGUUUCAAAAGAAAAAAAUCCAGUACCAUUCAGACAAAUCAACCUAACAAGAUCUUACAGAGAUGGACGCACUUAUGGAAUAGAGUAGAGGACUCUAUUUGGGAUUUGUAUCUCUUUCUCUGGGCUGUCUCUAUCCUCACUGCUCUCCAUAGUUUUUCUCUGCUGUUUUUUUUUCCUCUCUUUCUUUUAUUGUCCAUCUCCAUCACUUACUCUUUGAUUAUGAGUAGUGUUGAGUCCACCAAGUUAUGUACACAUGUCCACAAUCCAAGUUCUGCUCAGAAUGCGACAAACUCCUGAUCUCCAAUAGCGACCAUAAGGUUGAAGCCAGACACAGUCCAGUCAUCUUCCACGUUUUUCCGAGGUCCUCCACUGAAUCCGGGUGUAGUCUUAUCGUUCACAUUUAAAACCACCGGGAGUCUUUCCUCUUAUUGAUUUAAUGAAAAGUAAUAUGUGUGAAUUAAACGCUUCUCUUCUGGCUGAUGAGGCUCCGCCCUGGCCUUUUCCCAGAGUGCUUCCCUGCAUGUGCAGGUGUGACAGUGGCUGUCCCUCUGUGCCACCCCACUAACUGCUGAAGCUCCACCCACUGUGGAGGGGGCUCAACCCUGCUUCCUUCAUAACUCCUCCUCAUGGGGCUACUGACACUGGUACAUUUUAGUCUGCAAGCCUAUAAUUCUAGGGCGAUACCAAUUAACUACAAUGCUUCAUUUAUUGUUUACCCUGUUUUUUUUUUUUUGUUUUUUUUUCCCCCCCUUUGUAAAUUAUUUUCACCUCAGACUUGAUCACAUUAGGUCUUGUGAGUGACUUCUGGCACACAUUUUAAUAAUUUUUUUUGGUCUGUACUUGGCCUUUUUUCUGUUUUUAUUUCUGCACAAUGUGAACGGAGCCUGUGUGGGUUCGGGCCUGGUCUGUAUGUAUGUGUGUGCGCUUGCGCGCGCGCGUGUGUGUGUGUGUGUGUGUGUGUGUGUGUGUGUGUGUGUGUGGAGAGAGAUGAUACUGCUGUUUUGCGGAGGCUCUAGAGCUACACUGGAGGAGCAGCAGUCACCGCUGUGCCGGGCCGAACCCCCUGGGUCCCCAGGGCUCCUAACGCUGCCACAAGCUGUUCACAGUAGACAUGCCAAUAUGGAAAUAAAAAAUAAUCAGUU